This is a messenger RNA of Wyeomyia smithii (pitcher-plant mosquito), 2661 nucleotides long. RefSeq names its product putative sodium-coupled neutral amino acid transporter 10. Gene Ontology annotation, biological process: amino acid transmembrane transport. NCBI's taxonomy places the organism in Eukaryota, Metazoa, Arthropoda, Insecta, Diptera, Culicidae. Gene Ontology annotation, molecular function: amino acid transmembrane transporter activity. Bases 271 to 2661 code for a protein of 796 amino acids. The transcript has 5 exons. The record is from RefSeq and is a predicted model, not a curated record.
UGAUGGUUUGCGUUUGGUUGCGUGCGCGAGUAACAAAACAUCAUCAUCGGCCCGCCGCGUAACAAAUCGUGCCACAAAUCAAAACAAACAUUACACGAAUGCGGACGACGAAAAGCGGGUACGUGUAAACGUAGAAGCUGAAAUUCAAUGGUUCAAUGGUUGUACAACAAUCGUCACCUCCUAAAGGAUCGAAGCUGUAUAAUGUUUGAUUGAUGCUUGUGUAAGUAUUUUUCGGUUUUUGGUUCGAAACAUCACAUUCUUCGCAACAUCAUGGAACGGAACUCGGCACAAACCGUAACAUUGACGAACAGUAUUAUCGGCGUUGGCAUCCUGUCGAUGCCGUUCUGUUUUCAGAAGUGUGGCAUAAUCCUAUCAUUGGUUUUGCUAUUGCUGAGCACAUACAUCACACGUCUAGUCUGCAGCUAUAUGAUAAAAUCGGCCAUCAUUUCAAGGCGAAAAAACUUCGAACAAAUUGCUUUCUACGCAUUUGGAUUUUACGGUAAGCUGCUGGUGGAGAUAUGCGUCGUCUGCUACCUGCUGGGAACCUGUGUGGCAUACUUCGUCGUGGUUGGCGAUUUGGGUCCCCCGAUAAUGGCUAAGAUUUUGUCGAUGAACGAAAGUAGCACCCUGCGCUCGUGGGUGAUGAUUGUGGUAACGGUUGUUUGUAUCGUUCCCCUCGGUUUACUCCGAAACGUGGACAGCCUAGCGACGGUUUGCACAGCCUCAUUGGGGUUCUAUCUAUGUUUGGUGCUUAAGGUGAUGGCAGAAUCUAGUGAGCAAAUUAGCAGGACAGGUUGGCUUGAUGAUUUAGCGCUGUGGAAACCAAAGGGCAUUUUACAGUGUCUGCCUAUCUUCAGCAUGGCACUAUCGUGUCAAAUGCAACUGUUCGAGGUGUACGCAACGAUGCCGACAACGUCGUUGGACAAAAUGAGCCGCGUUGUUCGACAGUCGACAAAUUUUUGUACCUGUAUCUAUGCGUUGAUCGGAUUUUUCGGUUACGUAGCUUAUAAUAGCGGUGCUCAGUUUUCUGGCAAUAUUUUGGUGAAUUUUUCACCGUCAUUUGUGUCAGAUAUUAUCAAGAUAGGGUUUGUUCUAUCGGUAGCUUUUAGCUUUCCGUUGGCAAUUUUCCCCUGUCGAGUGAGUUUGUACUCACUACUGUAUAAGCGUGCAUACUCAGAUACGCACUAUUACAUUCCGGAGUCGAAAUUUCGACCCUUAACACUCGCAAUCGUUGGUGCGGCACUUUGUCUUGGCCUCAUGGUGCCAUCGAUUGAGGUGGUUAUCGGCCUUGUAGGGUCGACAAUCGGCGUUGCGAUUUGCAUCAUUAUUCCGGCCGCUUGCUACAUGCACAUUUGCAAAACUAAUAUCGCGGAGAAACAGUUGGCGCAGGUCAUGAUUGCACUAGGUCUUCUGAUUAUGAUUUUGGGGACCUACGCGAACUUGGAAGCUAUGGACCAUGUGCCGGAGAAAAAGUACGAAACUGCAGCAAUUGUAGAAAAGAAAGUUACCUUGCUGCCGGUGCUUAUGGCAGAGAAACCUGCGGAAAAUCUUGACAAGUCAAUCGAAGAUCUAAAGGUGCCGCUGCAGGCGGUGCCUCCAGAUGUAAAAAAGGUGCUUACCUCAACCGACAAUCCACUGCCCAAGAUUGAAUCCGCUCAAAACACCAUUAAAUUGGCGGAUGUUGGCGUUUCUAAACCAGAGAAGCCUAGUGUAUCCUCGGAAGCACCAGUGGAGCAACCUGAACCGGACAAGACUAAAGAGGAAAUCAUCGCACCGGACGCUAUUCUCAAAGAGGAAAAAGAAAUUGCCGUGGAGGAAAAAGAACAAAUUCAAAAAGAAAUCAGCGAGUUGCAGAGCGCGAAAAAGCAGCUGGAAGCUCAGGUACAGGUCAUCAAGGAGCAGCUGGUGAAGACGAACGAGGAAACCCAGCAACUGGUGCUUAAAAAGUUCGACGAAAUUGUCGAGAAAAUUGAUCAAAAAGUGUCCAAAGAAAAGGAACCAGCUGUACCAGCGCUGCUACCAACCGAGGUCCCUCCAGCAGCCGACCCAAAAAAACCAAACGAAUCUCUUGACCCGAAAAAAGAUCCCAUUGUAAGAUUAUUGACUGAACAGAGCAAAGCGAAGCCCGUUGUAAACGCUAGUAAUAUUGAACCCCCGCAAGACACUAAGAACGAAUCAUCGCAAGCUAUCGACACUAAAAUUGCGGUGGAAUCGAUUGGCAACGAAACCGAAGUGGAGAGGAAAGAACCAGUGAAACUAAUAGAUCAACAACAGGAUGAAUUGGAGAAAGCAAAACCGCUGCCACCGUUGCCGGUCGAGCAGCAACAGCAAGGAGCGGAAGCACCAAAGCAGGCAAAAUCCGACGGCGAUCCACCGAAAGCUGCACCCGUAGAAAAGGAUAAUAGUAAUAAAGUCGAAGAUUCUGGUGCUAAGCGGGAUCUACUUUCGGUUCGAAACAAGCGAAGUCCAGUAAAACUGGACUUCGGGAGUGACCCAGUGGUGGAAGUUGAUUUAGCCGAGAUUGACAAAAACUGUCAAAAGACUGUGAAUAGUGUAGAAUUGGGGGAGCAAAUUGUGCAGGGUAUCAUUGAUAAGGAAAAAUUUGCGGACCUAGUUCGAAGAGAUGUUAUGGAUGAUGAACGAAAGAUGUUGAGGAAAUAA